Molecule: messenger RNA, 5208 nt
Organism: Penicillium crustosum
Lineage: Eukaryota; Fungi; Ascomycota; Eurotiomycetes; Eurotiales; Aspergillaceae
Product: putative Rho guanyl nucleotide exchange factor
Exons: 4
Coding region: 1-5208 (1735 amino acids)
Molecular function (GO): guanyl-nucleotide exchange factor activity
Source: RefSeq, a predicted model, not a curated record
AUGUCGCAAUAUCCGAACGGUCAACAGGCAUACUACGGCCAACCCACAAAUCCUCAAGCCUCUGUCCAACCGUCCACCAGCCACUAUGAUGCCUAUUCGUCCCAAAACCCCACGCCGGACCAACACCUGCCUCGACGGAUGCCAAGUUACAAUGCCGGGGAUGAUUCUGGAUUCUUCAACCCUGCACAGGCCCAGAAUAUGAGAGCGACCGAAGAAAACAGACAGGGGGGCUACAACGCUGUGCAGGGAGCCUUCGAAGACGACAGAGACUCGAGAUAUUCGCGGACUUCGUCAGACGCCAUGUCGCGCAUGUCUCCGAGUCGCGCCUCUUCACAAACCUCCACCAUGUCGUAUCAAUACCAAUACUCCGGAGCACCCUCGUCCCAGCCAGCCUACAACCCGCAGCAAUACGGCCUUCCACACACCCAGUCGCAGCCGGUCCUCGCUUAUAACCCCCAGACGUACACUGGCGCCAGUAAUGCUUACGCCGCUCCAGCCUCGGGCCAUCAACCAUAUAAUCCUGCAGCCUACCAGUCUGCUGCUGUUUCGGGGCUGAGCUCUCCGGUCUUACCCAGAAGACAAAGCACAGCUUCGCACUACGGACAAACGCCGCCGACCCCACAAUCGUACAGCUUCUCCCAACAACCACCGCUUCCGCCGCCGCGGGGCGCUGAUCAUCCGUAUGGAGGACGUUCGUACCAACCAAUGUCACCGAACCCCUCGCCUUCUUAUGUGCCGUCAAGCUCCCCGGGAAUAGUGCAUAUGCCUCCUCCUACAUCACGUCCUUAUUACAGCAACUCACAAGGGACUGCGUAUGACUUACCUUCCCCCCAGUACACCCCAGCGAUCCCAAGCAGUUCCUUUGAAGAGCAGCCCCCGGCGCCCCCAGCUCAUCAGACCCACGCAAAUGACCUAUACGGCAGGCAGCCAAGUGUGUCUCAUUCCGGGCCAGGGCGAACCCUGCCGACACCCCCUGUGCAUCGACGAAGCAGGGGCAAAUGGCUGGCCAGCGGAAGCUCCCCCAUGGCAUACGAAGAUGUGCUCAGAGAGGACGAGGCGGCUGUGUUGAACUCUCACAACUUUGCCCGGCGUCACAGUUCUAGAGCAUCCCACGCUAGCUCUGCUUCACGCAUGCACUUCUCGCCUGAUGAGGAACACACCCACACCAACGGUAACAUGGAGACAGGCACGGGGCAUACUGUCAACUAUGAUGCGUAUAUUGACGAAAGCGACCCCGAGGCUACUGCUGGUUUGAUUAUGAUGCAAGAAGAUAUAGCGCGCGAGGAGCGUGAGAAAGGGCGAAUGCGACGCGAGACCAAUGCCUCAGUUCUCAGCUCGCAUGGAUCCAACGUCUCACCAAGAGGGCCUUCGCCACACUCUGAUAUUAAUGGUGAUAAUGAUUCCGUUCAUGACCUAGCACAGUACGAAGGAGGAUACCAAGCAAAUUUGCCCUAUGGAGAGGAACUAUUCUACAAUUCGGAAGAUCACUCGGACCCUGCCGCGACCAACAGGUUUCCAGGCACAUCUGGUUCAUUCAGAAGCUCUGUAUCUCCCGAUGACCGUGGUGAGUAUUACAGUGAAUACGAGCACCCGCCUAUUGCAUAUGAUUAUGCCAGACGUCUCCAUCAUAUCCCGGCCGAUGCUAGGGUAGAUGCCAGUGGCACAGGGGGAUUAUCGGCACCCGAUGCCUAUUCCCGACGGAUGAGCUUUGACUAUGGCGAUGAAGGAGAAACACCAUAUCAGACCCAUUCUGGAGAUCAAUCCGAUGACGAGAGCCCUCACCGAUCCGCACAUGAAGAUCUGUUCUUCCACCCUGGAAUGCGUCCAUUGCCCCCAGCACCCGUUGAGCCUGCGGGUAAUGUUGACCUUGUGUCACAUUUGAUGCCUGCGGGCACCUAUAACCGCCACUCGGAGCAGCAGGAUGACUUGGAUAGUUAUUCACAGUAUAACAACCCCUCCCUGCCGACGUCUGCGGAUUCUUAUGGUGAUGCUUUGAUGAGCACCUCCCAAGUUCCGCGGUCGUCAUCUUUGUCGACUCCUAUUGGACCUCGUACUGAUGCACCCAUCAGAUCGAAAACCGAUGCGGACCGGCUCAGAUACAGGCAGCAGCAGCAAGAACUUCUCUUGCAGCUUCAGCAAAAAGACCUACCUCAUAUCGACCCAGCGGCGGCUGCAGCGGCGGCUAUGACGCUGGAUCUGCCAAGCAUCCCGGCUGGCCGGCGCAAGAAGUUCCAUCCCGCAAAGCUGUCGUCAGAACAAUUCAAGAAGUGCAGUGAACCGUGGGCUUUGAGUUCUCUCUUGUCCUGGAUCAAGGACCUGAGUGAAGACGAAACAGAUCUCAGGGAGCAAACAAUUGCCGAUGCCAUGGUCGCGUUGUUCACCCACAAAGUCCCCACCAUGAACAUUGCCGAUGCUGAGACACUGGCUGCUCGUGUUGUCAGUGGUAUGCUUGAAGAAGGUGCCUUGGUCAAAGAAGAAGAAUGGGUCAAGUUUGGCUCAGGCACUCUUUCGGGUAUCCUGUUCCAGAUCACUGGCACCGGAUGUUACUCUCCCAGGCUCCAUCUACAUGAGACGCACAUUGAGGAUACUGAUAGUUUCGCUCGAUGUUACUCGCAUCACUGUAUGCGGACAUUGAAGAAGGUCAACCUCAAGGCACAGAUGAUGGCACCGCAGAAGAAGGUCGAGGACUGGGUCACUUUCUACAAGGUGCCCAAGGAGGUAUGGGAAGCUCAUCCAAGGAAAGAGGUCGAUCGGCAAAACAAUUUACACGAAAUUGUCACCACGGAAGACUCUUACAUCACGCAACUGGAUGUCCUACGAGAACUUUAUCGCGAUCAAUUGGCUAAGAUGAAUCCUCCGAUCAUCCCGGCGAAGCGAUUGCCCAAAUUCUUGGCUGAUGUGUUUGGUAAGGUCGAUUCUGUGAAGAGAGUCAACGAGGAUUUCCUGUUGGCACAGCUUAAAUAUCGUCAAAAAGAACAGGGUCCUUUCAUCUCUGGAUUCAGUGACAUCUUCCGGGAAUGGAUUCGCAAAGCUAAGAAUGUUUACAUCGACUAUGCUGCAACCUUCCCAACGGCAAACUAUCUUGUCCGCAAGGAGGCAGAGCGCAACCCGCACUUCAAGCAGUUCCUGAACCAAGCGCGGGAGCACAAACUGUCCAGUCGCCUUAGCUGGGAUACUUUCCUCAAAGCUCCGAUUACCAGAAUCCAGCGGUAUACUCUUCUGCUGGCGACUGUACACAAGAAUAUGGUCAAGGAUUCCGAAGAAAAGACCAAUCUGGCACAGGCUAUUGAAGAAAUCAAGGUCGUGGCGCUAGAAUGUGACAACAAAGUGGGAGAGAUGAACAAGAAGGCCGACUUAAUGGAGUUGGCAUCCAAGCUGCAGUUGCGACCCGACAUGAAGAAGGAAGUUGAACUCAAUCUCGAACACUUGGGUCGACAGAUCAUCCAUCGAGGCGAGCUGCAACGUCCUGGAACCCGCACAAGAUUCCUUGUCGAUACACACGCCAUCUUGUUCGACCAUUAUCUUGUUCUCGCCAAGAUAUUCACAAUGCGCGACCGGGCAGUGAAGUACGAGCGAUACGAUAUUUCAAAACUGCCCAUCCCAAUGGACCUAUUGGGCCUGGAAAGCACCGACGAUGAUCCUGUGGUCAAAUCAUCCGUCAGGGGAGUUUCGACUCUCACGCCCUCCCAGGCGGGUGCUGGCAGCCCUCUCGCACAUACAGGGUCUGGGGCAUCAAAUGGGGCCGUUGACACCUCAAGGGACGACAAGAUCCUGUACCCUUUCAAAAUCAAGCAUCUAGGCAAAACUGGAACAUAUACUCUGUACGCCUUCUCAGCACAAAGCCGCCUGGAAUGGUGUCGAAAAAUCAUCGAAGCAAAGACAAAGCAUGCUGCUGCUCUCUUCUCGCAGAACGCCGAGCCAUUCCGACUCCGUGUGCUUGCGGAUACUGCGUUCGCAUACUCCGAUCAUACACCCGGCUCUACAAGUGUCACCAUCAAGGGCACCCCUCUCCAUCGUGCGAUCAAAGAAGUCGAGAAAAAAUAUGAAAGCUCGAAGACUCGUCCUCCCGCGGUAUGCAAAACUGCAGUCAACUGUGCCACGGUCUUCCAACAGCCACCUGGGCGCAUUAUGUGUGCUAUUGGCACGGAAUAUGGACUGUACAUGUCUGAGCUUAAUAACCCACGCGGUUGGUACAGGGCUAUUCCCAUCACGCGAGUCACACAAGUUGCAGUUUUUGAAGAUUUCAAUCUGCUGUUGUUGAUUGCAGAUCGGUCUUUGAUUGCAUAUCACCUGGACGUGGUCUGUCCCGCCAAUGGGAAGACUUCCCAGUCAUCUCAGGAUUCUGCUCGACGAGCCCCACAGAAGCUGUCUGGAAACCGUGAAGUGGGAUUCUUUGCCGCUGGUCGUCUAAAGGACCGGUACUUGGUUCUGUACAAAAAGCGUGAGGGAUUAUCAUCUACAUUCAAGGUUCUCGAGCCCGUCCUGCAAAAAUCAUCCACAAAUAAGAGCCGCUUGUUCUCACGUCGCUCACAAACGGAGUUCUUCCGUGAUUACGACGAGUUCUACAUCCCUGCCGAGACCUACCGAAUUAACAUGUUCCACUUCUCACUUGCCAUCUCAACUCAAAAGGGCAUCGAAGUCCUCACCCUCGACAAGAAACUCUCAUGGUCUGUCCCAGACUUCAGCUCCAACGAUACGCAAGAUGCACACGAUACCUUAAACAGUAUUUCCAAUCGCAUCAGCGGGCUGAAGCCACUAGGCAUGUUCCGUCUCAGCGAGAGCGAGUUCCUAGUAGCUUACCAGCAGUGCGCUGUGUACGUCAACAAGCACGGCGACGUCUCUCGCAGUGUGGUCAUGGAGUUCGUGGGCAGCGCACACACAGCCUGUCUCUAUGGCAAGUUCCUAAUUCUCUUCAACGACGACUUCGUCGAAGUCCGCAACGCCAUGAACGGCCGCUUGCGCCAGGUUAUUCCUGGCCACAAUGUCGUAUGUAUCGACGACGGCAGCAAGGUCCCUGGCUCGCUCAAUGGAAAUGCGCAGGCCAACACCGGUGGCUCGGGUCUUGGUAGCGGCUUCUCUGAUGCGACUAAUGGCUCCUCAGGCUCCCCGAGCAUGGGCAAUACGGUCAAAAUCUGCAUGCAACACCCAGAAUAUGAGCGGAGCCAGAUUGUCUUAGAACUUCUCGAGAAUGAGGGGCAAAAGGACUAA